UGACCCACCGGCAAACCAUAGACUUACGAAAGUUGAAACUGGGGAGGGGGGAAACGUGAAGAGGGAUACUGAACUUCGGGUAGACUCUGGCUUUGGAGGAGUACACGCGUCCUGGUUCGUUUCAGACGUUACUAGGGGGCGGGGGGAGGUUUUGGCAGCGGGGUGAAAGGGAGGAAGGGGGCAGUUGUGGGUCAGAAGCGCCUCCCUCGCUUAGCCCAUCCCAGGCAGGUAGGAGCGAAGGGAACAGGGCUGGGAUUCAGUCCUUGUUGUUGUUUGUUGUUGUUGUUGUUUGUUUGUUUGUUGUAGUGGUGUUUUUUUGGUGUUUUUUUUUUUGAAUGGAUUCCAUUAUCCAAUGUUUAUUAGGGUGGGAAAGUUUAGUCCAUAAAAAAAGACCCUUUCUUUCUCAACCCCACCACCCCCUCCCCACAACAAGACAAUCCAAUUUAAGUCACGGUGGUGCCAUUAUUUACUUAUUUAAUGAAAUUUAUAGACCGCUUGAUUGUGAUGCUGCAGCAAUCUGCAAUAACUGCAGCUUCCAGCUCAAAAGGCACCCUCCCGAUGUCAGACAGUUGGCAUUGUUAUUGCACUCUCGGUGCACGCUAAGGGUUUUCCACUGGCCGGGUCACAAGAGUCAAACGCAAUACUGAAAGCAGUUUGAAAUGAUUAUAAUCGCAGGACUAAGAAAGUGCAGUUAGAAUGAAAUGAGAUGAGUAACUACACAACCUUUAGAAGACACCCGAAGGCAGCCCUGUAUAGGGAAGUUUAUUUAAAUGUUUAAGGGUUUAUUAAGAUUUUAUAUAUGUUGGAAGCCGCCCAGAAUGGCUGGGGCAACCCAAUCAGAUAUUAAUAAUAAUAAUAAAAACCUGUGUGGCACUGUGGGUUAAACCAAAGAGCCUAGGACUUGCCGAUCAGAAGGUCGGCAGUUCGAAUCUCCGCGACGGGGUGAGCUCCCGUGGCUUGGUCCCUGCUCCUGCCAACCUAGCAGUUCCUAUUGCAAGUAGAUCAAUAGGUACCGCUCUAGCGGGAAGGUAAACAGCGUUUCCGUGUGAUGCUCUGGUUCGCCAGAAGCGGCUUAGUCAUGCUGGCCACAUGACCCGGAAGCUGUAUGCCGGCAAGCAAGAUGAGUGCCACAACCCCAGAGUCGAUCACGACUGGACCUAAUGGUCAGGGGUCCCUUUACCUUUACCUAUACCCCGCCCAUCUGGCUGGGUUCUACCAGCCACUCUGGAUGGCUCCCAGCAGAAUUAAAAGCACAAUAGAACAUCAAACAUAGACAACUUCCCUAAACAGGGCUGCCUUCAGAUGUCUUCUAAAAGUCAGAUAGUUGUUUAUUUCCUUGACAUCUAAUGGGUCGGUGUUCUACAGGGCGGGUGCCACCACUGAGAAGGCCCUCUGCCUGGUUCCCUGUAACUUGGCUUCUCGCAGGGAGGGAACCGCCAGAAGGCCCUCGGAGCUGGACCUCAGUGUCCGGGCAGAACAAUGGGGAUGGAGACUUCUUGGCAGUUCCCUCCCUGCGAGAAGCCAAGUUACAAGGAACCAGGCAGUGGGCCUUCUUGGUCAGAUGUCAAAGAGAACAACAACUUUUAAAAGACAUCUGAAGGCAGCCCUGUUUAGGGAAGCUUUUAAUAUCUGAUGAAUUAUUGUAUUUUAGUAUUUUGUUGGAAGCCGCCCAGAGUGGCUGGGGAAACCCAGCCAGAUAGGCGGGGUAUAAAUUGAUGAUGAUGAUUAUGAUGAUAUAAUCAUCAGACAUAUACUGAGCUAGGUAAACUGAGUAGCCAUAAUGAAAUUUCCUAUAUACAUCAGGACGGCAAAUCCCAUGAAUAAAGCGAAAGAGUUCCAGUCCUUGCAUAUAAUUUUCUCCCCUUUUGUUCCAGGUCUGCGCAACCAGUUUUUGUGAAACAUGCAGAAGAUUGGGUGUUAGGCCUCGUCCGUCUCAAGAUGGCGGUGCCCACGAGUGAGUGCUGUAAAGUGCUUGGAGAUGCCCAGCUCCCGGGCGGAGCAUCGCCAUACGGGAACUUCCCCGAUUACUCUCGCUUCCACCCACCGGAGGGACGCAUCCAGCUCUUGCCCAGCACGUUGCUGAGCCAGCUGUUCCCUAACCCACGUGCAAAGCCCCUUUUGGGGCUGGAUGUGGGGUGCAAUUCGGGGGAGCUCAGCGUCGCCCUGUACAGGCACCUCCUGGGGCUUCAGGAGACCCAAGCCUGCCAGGAGCACCUGAAUGAACUUCGCCUUUUCUGCUGCGACAUUGACGCUGGGCUGAUCGAGAGAGCCAGGCAGCAGAACCCCUUCCCUGCCUCUGUUUCCUACGCCGUCCUCGACAUCAUGGACCCCGACGCAAGGGAGACGGUGUUGAGCUCCUACCUAGGCAACUUUGGCCACUCCACGUUUGACAUUGCCUUCUGUAUGUCCGUGACCAUGUGGAUCCACCUCAAUCAUGGAGACUGUGGCCUGGUGACGUUCUUGUCUUAUCUUGCGUCUAAAAGCACCUACUUGCUCCUCGAACCCCAGCCGUGGAAGUGCUACCGGUCCGCUGCCCGGCGCCUGCGGAAACUGGGCAGGCACGACUUUGACCACUUCCGAUCCCUCGCCAUCAACGGGGACGUGGCUGAGAGGAUAACCCAGAUCUUGACCACCGACUGUGGCAUGGAACUGGUGUCUUGCUUUGGAAGCACGGGCUGGGACAGGAGCCUCUUGCUAUUUAAAUCAAAAGAGGCUCAGGAUCUGGUGUGACUGAGGACGGCAUCUGGCUGGAGAGAAUAAGAGGGGAGUGUUCUGGGAAAGGCUAAUUGUUAUCUACAGUUCUGUGACUGCACUGAAAGUGAGGUAGAGAGGAGUCCAGUUCAUUUUGUUGUUUCAUUAAGUACUUUGGUAAAAGGUUCCCAUUCUUCUUUAAAGUCACAGUUGUCCUUAUCGUGUAGUUUGUGCAUCAAUUUCGCCAGUUAGAUAUAGUCCAUCAAUUUCCCUUGCCACAGUUCUUUUGUCGGGAUUUCUUCGUUCUUCCCUCCUUGUGCUAUUAAGACUCUUGCCGCCAUUGUCGCAUACAAACGGCCUCGGCCCAGUAUACCUGAAGGAGCGUCUCCACCCCCAUCUGCCUGGACACUGAGGUCCAGCGGCGAGGGCAUUCUGGCGGUUCCCUCCCUGCAAGAAGCAAAGCUACAGUGGUGCCCCGCAAGACGAAUGCCUCGCAAGACGAAAAACUCGCUAGACGAAAGGGUUUUCCGUUUUUGCGUUGCUUCGCUAGACGAAUUUCCCUAUGGGCUUGCUUUGCAAGACGAAAACGUCUUGCGCUUUUUUUUUAAAGCCGCUUGAAGAGGCGCAGUUGCAACGGACUGUGCUUCGCAAGACGAAAAACACCGCAAGACGAAAAGACUCGCGGAACAAAUUCUUUUCGUCUUGCGAGGCACCACUGUACAAGGGAACCAGGCAGAGGGCCUUCUCGGUAGUGGCACCCUCUCUGUGGAACACCCUCCUAUCAGAUGUCAAAGAGAUAAACAACUACCUGACAUUCAGAAGACAUCUUAAGGCAGCCCUGUUCAGGGAAGUUUUUAAUGUAUGACAUAUUAGUGUAUUUUUUGUAUUUGUGGAAGCUGUCCAGGGUGGCUGGGGAAACCCAGCCAGAUGGGCGGGGUACAAAUAAUAAAUUAUUAUUAUUAUUAUUAUUAUUAUUAUUAUUAUUAUUACAUGAAUAUAUUCUUCAGUUUCCUUGGCAGGUCUUUUCCUACAAUCCCUAACAAAAAUGCUUCAGAUUUUUUUUACAAAUGUUAAUUGGAACAUUUUCUUCAAUUCAUUGUAUAUCAUUUCCCAAUUUUUUAAAAUUUUGUUUUGAAUAAACGAACACAAAUUUAUUAUUGGUAACAUAUAGGCAGAUAAUUUAAGGAUCUUUACAAUUUUAUAAUAUGCAGAGAAUAACAUGUGCUGAAAAACCAGAGAGAGGAGCUGAGGGAAGUCUGGGUGGUUUUUUC
Messenger RNA from Podarcis lilfordi (Lilford's wall lizard), 3962 nucleotides. NCBI's taxonomy places the organism in Eukaryota, Metazoa, Chordata, Lepidosauria, Squamata, Lacertidae. The record is from the annotation of a GenBank genome assembly.